UUGGAGCUGGCAACCAGAGUCACUGCAACGAAAACGGUUUCUGUCUCGAGUCUUGUGUGGAUUGUGUAUGCUUGUGUGUGAUAUUUAUUUCAAACCUUAGUGCAGUUUUAAGUGUUUCUGUGUUUUGUGUGAUAAUGGCCACGGUGCUCCCGCCGUCGCCCGCGUGAACAAGUAAGACUCUAGUGCAGUGAACCUCCCGGGCCCGCCGCCUCAAGCGCCACCCGACCACAAUGAAAAUGGUGUUGUCCCAACGGCAACGAGAGGAGCUGAACAAAGCGAUCGCCGAUUAUUUAGGCAGCAAUGGCUACACGGACGCGCUGGAAGCGUUCAAAAAGGAAGCCGAUAUGAGCGGUGAGAUGGAUCGCAAGUUCGGUGGCCUUCUCGAGAAGAAAUGGACUUCAGUCAUCAGGCUGCAAAAGAAGGUGAUGGAACUGGAGUCGAAAUUGUCGGAGGCUCAAAAGGAAUUCAUAGAGGGAGCGCCGACACGAGCCAAACGCACUCCAGCAGAAUGGAUACCGCGUCCACCAGAAAAGUUCUGCCUUACAGGACACCGGGCAACCAUUACCAAGGUAAUAUUUCAUCCAGUGUUCAGUUUGAUGGUGUCCUCGAGCGAGGAUGCAACCAUCAAAGUGUGGGAAUUUGAGAGCGGCGAGUACGAACGAACCCUGAAGGGACACACCGAUUCCGUUCAGGACAUCGCAUUCGAUCAACAUGGCAAACUCCUCGUAUCAUGCAGUGCAGACAUGUCAAUCAAAUUGUGGGAUUUCAACCAAACAUUCGAGUGUGUAAAGACUAUGCAUGGACACGAUCACAAUGUGUCGUCGGUGGCAUUCUCUCCUAGUGGGGACAUCGUUUACUCGGCCAGCCGCGAUAAGACCAUUAAAGCUUGGGAAGUGGCCACUGGAUACUGUAUCAAGACAUAUAAGGGGCACCGUGAGUGGGUGCGCAUGGUGCGGGUGUCGGCGGACGGUACACUGCUCGCCUCCUGUUCCAACGAUCAGACGGUGCGCAUUUGGAACGCGGACACCAAUGAAUGCAAGAUGGAGCUCCGCGAGCACGAGCACGUGGUGGAGUGCGUGUCAUGGGCGCCGGAAGCCGCGGCCGCCGCCGUCAACGAGGCCGCCGGCGGAGACAACCGCCGCGCCAACCACCUCGGGCCCUUCCUCGCCAGCGGCUCGCGAGACAAGUCCGUCAAGAUCUGGGACGUGAGUACCGGGCAGUGCCUGGCGACGCUGGCGGGCCACGACAACUGGGUGCGGGGGCUGGCCUGGCACCCGGGCGGCCGCUACCUGCUCACGGCCUCCGACGACAAGACGCUGCGUGUUUGGGACGUCGCGCACACGCGCUGCCUCAAGACGCUCUACGCGCAUCAUCACUUCGCCACCAGCCUCGAUUUCCACAGGAGCUUGCCAUACGUGAUAUCGGGCAGCGUCGACCAAACCGUUAAAGUUUGGGAGUGCCGUUAGGAGCGUUGCCAUUUUAGUAAACUUAAACUCACCGAUGAUAUCUUUAUCAUUAUUUUUCACAAUAUUAGCUACAAUGAGAGCAAUGUAAUGUUGCGAUUUUAAUGUUUAAAUCAUUUUGGAACGAAGGAAUAGUUUUGAUAAUUUAUUGAUAACCUUUUCCUCCUUCCACUCAUUGUGGCCUUCUCCCGUACACUUGACGAUGCUAUGUCCUUCUAGUGAUUGGAAUAAUGUGAUUCUUGACUCCCCGCGCGCCUCUUCUCUUACUUCGGUGUAGAUUCGCACAUUCCAUUAUAUUGUAAUGGUUCAUAGGUAAUUUCUGUAUAUUUUUAGCUAUUAUGUGACACAAGCAUAACUUUGAGAAUUCGAUUCAUGAAGGUAAAAUGGAUGCGACGUAGCAUUUGUCAUGUACCCGAUCGGAACGAUGAAGUGAGGCGAGAAAGCUGUGUUAUAAUUUAACAGUUCAUUAAUUACUCUUGUUUUAUUUUAUAGUUAUUUUUUAUUGAUAAGUGUGUUUAGAUAUAAAUUUUAUUUGGUAAAACAGUUAACUUCUUAAUAAUUUCUUACCUGUCAGUUCUAGAAAAACUUGUACCUUGAUUUGUUUAUUGAUAAUUUAGUUUUAUUAAAUUUGAUAUUGUUGGUUAUUCAUGACAAUCAGCCGAUAAUUUAGUGAUAAUAGAUUUUUUAUAUUGAACACUCAUACGCAAAAUCUGUCAUCUGUUGCUGUAUAUAAUUAAUCAAUCUUUGUCUCUGCUCGAUAUGAUAUACAUUAUGUUUGUUUGCACCAGUGCUAACAUCAUGAAUGGAUAUCUAUGGAGACAACGAAAUUAAAUAAAAGUUUACUAUUAGGAUUGCCGGGCCCCAGAAUGUAUGGGUGCAUGAUUUAUCAUAACAGACAGAGGUUUCAUAGGAACUUAUUUUAAGUUUUGGCUAUUACAAAACUUUAACUAUAAGUUAGAGCAUUUUAUUUAAAUUUUUUUAGUUAUUUAUUUAUAUUUUCAAUGUUUUAUUACUAUAUCUAUAAACGAAUUUCUGGUCCAUUCGAGAUCAAUAUAUUGCUAGAUGUGUUUAAUAUUGUCGUGCAAAUUUCAUUGAGCAUUGUCAUUUGAUUUUAAUUAAUGUUAUCAUUUUUGUCAUACAAGGAAUUACAUAAAAUGUGUGAUAUUUAAUUAUUAUUUUAAUUUUUCCAUCUAAAUGGUAGCUAGAUGCAAAGAUAAAUUUAAUUAAUGGAGCCUAUUAUGUUGUAUUAGUUAUUUAUUACGCUGAUGAAACAUUUGGUUGCCUGGUAUUUUGACUAGUAUAUAGUAAGUAGUUGUAGUUGAAUAUGGUCAUACUAUUAGAAGCUUUGCCGUUAGAAUACAAAGUACAAUGUAUGGCCAGCAAAGUUUUUGCAUGAACUAUAAAUUUCUAGGUCCCUUAUAUAAUUAAGUUCAUUGAGAGAUACAAAAAAAACUAUGAUCAUGCUUCAAUUUUGCUGCGCAUAUAUUGCGUAAAACAUAAGUGAAGGCCUACUCUAAUACCGUGCUUAUUGUACCAGCGAAUCUCGAAAUAUAUAUAACUCUAUAUUGUUAGUACUAUUUCACACGUGUGUUGGUAGCGGCAGUAUACUCAGUCACAAGGCACGGUAUGGAGUUUCUUAUAAUAUCAAAACAUCGCUUAAUCAAUGUAAAUUCGUAAAUACACACUGACCAAGGAGAUUAUUGUGAACGUUAUGUAAUUGGAGAGAGCCUGAGUUGAAAAUAUUGUUAGAAUAUGCAUGCAUAUACUGAAUAUAACAAGAAUAUAAUAAUGUGCUAGGUGCCAGGGUGAAUAACUACAAUAUUCAUCAAUACAUUUCUAGUCAUUGUUAGCUAAUUUCUUUUAAAAUAAAUAGCGUAAAACAUUUCAUAUUAAUCAUAUAACCUCAUGUUUCUCUACAGAUACCCUUAUUUAUUUAUAUAUAUAUUCUACUAAAAAUCUUGCUUUAAAAAUAUAUGUGAUAUUGAUACAAAAUAAAAACCUGUAUUCAAUAACAAGCACAAGCUCUCUCCUUUUGCAUAAUUAACUUAGCGCUGUAUAAUCUCGUCGGUAUAAGGCAGACGCCCUAUUGCUUGCGCUCUAUAUAGUUAUUUACAUAAGAUGUUUGUAUUACAAUUAUCAAGUAAUGUAGGUAAUAAUUACUGCACUCAUUUCAACAUAUAUGCUUACCGUAACCAUAAUGUCAUAAAUACGUGUAUCUGCAAUGUAUUUGUAUAUUAUAUGCAAAAUUCUCUUGAGGCAAACAAAAUUUUCGAUAAAUACUGUCACAUCUUACGGAGCUAAGUUCCAUUUUCAUUGAGGUCAAACCUUAUAAACAAGUAAAUUGUGGUAUUUUUUCGGACUACGUCUCCGUACACGUCCUUAAAAAAAUGGAAGGGAAUGGAAAAACUAAUUAAUUCUACAAAUAAGAUUCGCAAGAGAAUUUUGCCCAGUAAAUGCUGUAUUGUCUAAAUUUAUAUAGAAAAUUAAUUACCAAUAUUUCAUAGAAUUUGGUUCAAUAUUUUCUGUAAAUAAAUCAAUUAAAUAUCUAAUUUAUUUACA
Achroia grisella is the source of this 4022-nucleotide messenger RNA. RefSeq names its product lissencephaly-1 homolog. The transcript has 10 exons. Gene Ontology annotation, molecular function: protein binding. Lineage: Eukaryota; Metazoa; Arthropoda; Insecta; Lepidoptera; Pyralidae. The coding region runs from base 231 to 1466 and encodes 411 amino acids. The record is from RefSeq and is a predicted model, not a curated record.